Didymodactylos carnosus is the source of this 1346-nucleotide messenger RNA. The record is from the annotation of a GenBank genome assembly. Lineage: Eukaryota; Metazoa; Rotifera; Eurotatoria; Philodinida; Philodinidae.
AUGCGAAGGAUUAAGGACUUUUUGAACUCUUUUGAUUCUGCAUAUGUUCGAUUUCCAUUUACUCCUAAUGAUCAAAAUUCAACAACUGCACCAGAAAGAAGUCCAUCAGCCACAAUUUCUAGUUCGAAUCCAAGAACAACAACAAUUAAGCAAUCAGUGAUACAAAGCAGUCUUAUAGAGGUUAAAGCACCAACCCAAGAAACUGCAAAGCAAAUAGUUAAUUUUAUGAGAGAAGCAUGGAAAUUACCAAUACCACAACUGGUAAUUUCGGUAACAGGUGGAGCUAGAUUUUUUAAAAUAACAACAUUCGAGAUAAGAAAUGCAUUUCAAAAUGGAUUGAUAUCCGCUGCAUUGACUACAGGUGCAUGGAUAUUCACUGAUGGUACAAAUUCCGGUGUUAUGAAAGCUGUUGGUGAUGCCAUUGAUAAAUCACGUUACAACACAAAAAGACCAUCAAAAAUACCUUGUAUUGGAAUUGCUAGUUGGUAUUAUACAACUGAUUAUGAACAUUUGAUGCACGAUUUAGAGCAAGAUGGACAACAGAUAGAUGUUGCCAUCUCCGUAAGUGUUACGUCUAUUUCCGCAGAGGCAGUUUUAGCUAUUCUAGAUGUCAUUAGGCAUGUAUCGAUAUCAUACUAUCCGUGUCGUUUUUUGUCGCUAUCGAUGCCAGAUGAACAACAACCACGUAUCAUUAAAACUGAGAAAAAAGCAAAGCAAAGCAAAAACCAACAACGAAUCAAAUUAUACCGAAGUAGUCAACCUGUUUCAAGAAAAGGACCGCUAGAACCAGAAUGCGUUGAACAUCCACCGUCACUGCAAGCCACCACCGUGAGACCCACUAGCCCACCCAGUUCUCCGUCUCCUAAAAACAUUCAAGAAAAUAUUAUUGAAGAAAGUUGUUCAAUUGAUCUAAAUCAUACACACUAUUUAUUGCUAGAUGAUGGUAAUGGAUCAGGCUCAGAAUGGCGCGCUAAGUUUCCAAAAAAUGUGGCUAAUUGUCGUGCUGAUUUAAUAUUAAAACUACGUGCUGAAAUUGAAGGAGAAGCAAGUUUAACAAUAAGUCAAGGACAACGUCACAAAGUACCUGUGAUUCAAAUAUUAGCUGAAGGUGGUGCAUCAUCCGUGAAAACCGUCUGCGAAGCAUUAAAAACUGGAACAUAUUUAAUUGUUAUUGAAGGAACUGGUCGAGCAGCUGAUUUAAUUGCUGAAGAGUAUCGAUUUUUGUAUAAAGACAAAUCAGAACUUACGCUGACAAUCGUAAAAAAUUGUAAGCAAACUUUUUAUUUAUGUUUAAUGUGAAACCGUUCAAAAAUCUGUCUAUUACAGUAAAGAUAAAUAUAAAGACC